Molecule: messenger RNA, 785 nt
Organism: Medioppia subpectinata
Lineage: Eukaryota; Metazoa; Arthropoda; Arachnida; Sarcoptiformes; Oppiidae
Source: the annotation of a GenBank genome assembly
CUUGAAAUAAAUAACAAUUGAUUUGAUUUGCAAUCGAAACACAAUUUGUGUCCAAAAUGUCUAUGAAAUGCAAACCAGAGAUUGAUUUCAAACGUCUUCUCAAUAAAUGUCAACAAAUGGUUGAAAACGAUAUGAAAGACAAGAAUCACAACAAUUGGAGACUCGAAAGGUACAUCCAAGCACUCAAUCAAAGGCUUAAACAACUCAAAGAACUUAACGUUUGUCAAGUGAAUGAAACAAAUUUAGCCAAUUAUAGCAAAAAAGUGCAUUUUCUGAACCAAUUGAUUGAAUCCCAACAAUUGAUGACAUCUUCAGACCGAUUGAUGGCCACACAAAUACUGUCUCCCAUUUGUGUCAAUCAAUCAAAUGCUCUCAAAAGUGAUAAAACUAAAGAAAUCCAUCUAAACGUUAAAACAAGGGCUGAAAACGACAUCAGAAGUGAACUCUUUUUUAGUGGCAAAGAGUCCAAUGAUUUGCGGAAAAGAGAGACAAAACAAGAGAGCAAUUCAACCGAUGAUUUCGAUACUGUCGUCAAAUACCAGAACUCUAUUCAGGAAAGAGUGGCCAAAGAAAUGCUUGAAUUGACACAUAAUCUCAAACAUAACGUUAGUCUCAGUAAUGAGAUCAUCAAAAAAGACACAGAGAGUUUGGACAGAAGCGCUGGUUUAGCGCAAAAAAAUACCGACAGUCUUAAGACGAAUACCGAUAAAAUUGGUGACUUUGUCCGCCGCUCGUGUCAGUACUGGCUAUGGAUUAUGUUAUUCAUUGUUUCGUUUACUUUCCUA